GAAUUUCAGUUAACUAGAAUUAUUUUUGCCAUCUGUUUAUUUAUUUUUUGUGUAAAUGGAUUUCACAGCACUGGUUCAUGAGUUAAAAACUAGGCCUCAAUACUAGGUAGACUUUUUAUAAGAUAACUUGACAAAGUAAUAAUGUACGUGCGAAGAAAUAAAGCCUGGGUUUUAAAGUUAACUAUAAUAUUCAUGUUUUACACAUGUGUAUUAUACAUUUCUCUCCCCGAGAUUUUUGCAAACAUUCAAACACGGCAAACAGCUAAUAACAAAUCGCAUCCGAAGAAAUUUUACCAAUCGACGAGAACAAAGAGAUGUUUAACUAAAAUGUCAAAUGAUACGUGUAAAACAUGCUUGAAUGGCUGGAGUGGAAAGGACUGUGGGAUACCGCCGCAUCCAAAUCUCGUGACCGUAACUGAAAGAGACGAGCCCUGUUAUAUAGUACAGGCUACAAUAGUUAACCAUGAGAUAGACAUGUUAAAAUUAAAGAUAGACAACUCCCUUCCUUACACGGAUGAGUUUAUUGUCAUUGAAGCAGAUAAGACAUUUGCGUUAGAACCCAAAAUAUUUUAUGUAAAAGACCACGAAAAGGAGUUAUCGUCCUUGGUUAAAUUACGUCAACAUCAUGUUCACAUAAAGACUAGAAAUAAAUAUUCUUGGGAUGUUCAAAACGAAAUGCGCUUAGGUAAUAUUACAUUUCAUAAUUUAUACAAGGACAUACCAUUAAACUCACUUGUUAUUUUUACUGAUCUAGAUGAGAUUGUCCGUCCAGAAGUUCUUCAUUUUCUGAAGUAUUAUAACUGUUCCCCAUAUCCGACUGGAGUCGCAUGGGAUACAUUUUUGUUCGGAUUCUUUUUCUUUGAUUCUUUUGUAACUCGUCCAUCUUCUUUUGGAACUAUAUUCAAAUCACCACUUGAUAUUCGUCAUCAGCCAAAAACAUGGACUAUUCCCAGAGGAGGAUGGCAUUGCCGGUGGUGUUUUAAAAUAGAAGAUAUCCAGAUGAAAUUAAAAUCUUCGCCUUAUGUUGAUUUACCACGCAUUGCAGAUAAACCAGAAAAGAUGAAAUCCAAUGUUAUCUAUGAACAUGUCAUUAAUGGAAAAUGGUUUCUUGGGAAAAAACGUAUUCCAAGGAUGGAACCUCAAGACAUUCCUAUGAAUACACCGAUUUAUAUGAGAUCGUACGACUGGUGGAUAAAACAUCCCCCAAAUAAGACGGCUUGAU
Molecule: messenger RNA, 1222 nt
Organism: Mytilus trossulus (common blue mussel)
Lineage: Eukaryota; Metazoa; Mollusca; Bivalvia; Mytilida; Mytilidae
Product: beta-1,4-mannosyl-glycoprotein 4-beta-N-acetylglucosaminyltransferase-like
Exons: 2
Coding region: 142-1221 (359 amino acids)
Biological process (GO): protein N-linked glycosylation; N-acetylglucosamine metabolic process
Cellular component (GO): membrane
Molecular function (GO): beta-1,4-mannosylglycoprotein 4-beta-N-acetylglucosaminyltransferase activity
Source: RefSeq, a predicted model, not a curated record